Messenger RNA from Coregonus clupeaformis (lake whitefish), 2056 nucleotides. RefSeq names its product ubiquitin carboxyl-terminal hydrolase MINDY-3. The transcript is spliced from 17 exons. Bases 698 to 2056 code for a protein of 452 amino acids. NCBI's taxonomy places the organism in Eukaryota, Metazoa, Chordata, Actinopteri, Salmoniformes, Salmonidae. Gene Ontology annotation, biological process: protein K48-linked deubiquitination. Gene Ontology annotation, molecular function: cysteine-type deubiquitinase activity; K48-linked deubiquitinase activity. The record is from RefSeq and is a predicted model, not a curated record.
UACGAGCGUUUACGUCACUCAAUACACAUUUCCAAACAGCUGUUGUAAAUAGAAUGACAGACGGCUAGCUAGUAUUUGAUACCGACAAUAAGCAUAUAUUUGUACUACUUCGGAUGUCCAUUACAGGCUUUUGCCUCCUAAAAAUGGACUAAACGAAAGUUAGACCUGAAUUUAAACUGCCACCGCCUCUAUUUGGAACAUCAAAACGUGAUGCAUUUAGCUAGCUAACGUUGCAAACUGGUACUAACGAGUUAACGUUAGCAGGCUAGCAAGGACGGUACGACUUGGAGCAAGGGGAAUUGAGCAGUUCGCUAACAGCCUGGCUCGCUAAUUUAUUGUUAUCAAUCUGGACAGCUGACCAAUUAGCUAGGCAGCUAACGUUAGGUAGCUAGUUUACGCACGCUGCUUUGCUGGAGUAGUGGGCCCACCUAACAUUAGCUAGGUUAACUAACUAACUAACGUUGAUGCUCAUAUCUCCCGCCUGUCCGCUGGUCAGACCGGGGAGACUGCCCUGUCACGGAGCUUCGUUGUGGCGGAUGCCACCAGCCCCGUCUGCCGAGGGAAGCGAAGCACCAGUUCCUGGAAAAUCCGAACGGGACCGUGGCUGUGUGCGCAGUGACAGCUCUGUAUUUGAUUGUAGUUAGCUAGCCAGCUAACCGUUAGCCAGGGCUGUAGGACCAGUGUAAGGUAAGGAGAGAUGGGGGAGUUAAAUAAAGAGGUUGUGGAUAUAGUUUGGGAAAGACCAGGCAGUAACGGGAUGUCCGCUUCAAUCUUUCGGAGAUGGACCCAAGGGUUGGUCUUCAGUGAGACAGAACACACAGCACUGGAGCAGUUUGAAGGAGGACCCUGCGCUGUCAUUGCUCCUGUACAGGCCUUCCUUCUGAAGAACAUCUUGUUUAACAGAGAGAGUUCUAACUGGAGACACAUCACAGUGGAGGAGCAGAAAGCGGCCCUGUGUUCUACUCUGGCUGAGAUCCUGGAACAGGCCUGCUCUACCUCCUCCACUACCUCCUACUGCCUAGUGACCUGGGCCAAGGGACAGAGCCCCCACACUACCACUCACACACCCCUCACAGGGGGUCCAGAGACCAGCCAGAACAUACAAGACCAGCAACCUACUGCUUUGGCUGCUGAGGAUCUUGGCUUUGAGCGGUUUCACAGCAUCCUCCAGAAGCGUAUUGUGAAGUCAUUAUCAGAGCUUAGAGAGGAAGUUGUGUCUCUCUACGAAACCUGGAAAGGGCGCUGUGGAGUCCUGCUCUUCCUCUACUCUGUCAUCCUCACCAAGGGGAUAGAGAACAUAAAGAAUGAGAUUGAAGAUACUACAGAGCCUCUCAUAGAUCCAGUCUAUGGCCACGGCAGUCAGAAUCUUGUUAACCUGUUAGUGACGGGCCAUGCUGUCUCUAAUGUGUGGGACGGAGACAGGGAGUGCUCUGGCAUGAAGCUCCAUGGUAUCCACAACCAGGCAUCAGUGGGCUUCCUCACUCUCAUGGAGUCACUACGCUACUGCAAGGUAGGUGCGUUCCUGAAGUCUCCGAAGUUCCCUAUAUGGAUCCUUGGCAGUGAGACUCAUCUCUCAGUGUUCUUCGCCAAGGAGAUGUGUCUGGUGGCUCCUGAGUCUCCGUCUGAACAGGCCAGGAGAGUCUUCCAAACCUUCGACCCAGAAGAUAACGGCUUUAUUCCAGACUCUCUGUUGGAGGAGGUGAUGAAGGCACUAGACCUCGUCUCAGAACCCGAAUACUAUGUGAGUCUGAUGAAGAGUAAGUUGGAUCAGAGGGCUUGGGGAUCGUGCUGCUGGCUCCGUUCCUUCCUGGAGUUCUUUCCUGAUCAGACAGGGACUCGGUGGCAGGGAACCAUGGCUUUAGAAGUGAGGGAGCAGGAGGCAAAGAAAAAGAAGGGAUAUGGAAUCCCAGACUCCUUCCCUGUCUACCACUACAAUGGCCUGAAGCAAGUCCAGCCUGGCAUAAGGUGGAGUAUGCUGCAGGGUACAGCCCUGGUCUGGGCUUUGAGGAUCCCCAUGGUGAUCAAGUUUCUAAGUGAUAUCCUGUUGAAUGUCUAA